Messenger RNA from Pogona vitticeps (central bearded dragon), 2368 nucleotides. The record is from RefSeq and is a predicted model, not a curated record. Lineage: Eukaryota; Metazoa; Chordata; Lepidosauria; Squamata; Agamidae.
AUGUCGGACUUUCACAUUCACCCCCAGAGUGCGGUGGUGGAAGAAGGAGGUGUGGCCAGAUUUCAGUGCCAGAUCCAUGGCUUGCCGGAGCCAGUGAUCAUGUGGCAGAAGAAUCACCUGCCGAUCAAUACAGAAAAUGACAGGUACACACUUCUACCGAAGGGGGUCCUGCAGAUCACUGGACUCCGAGCUGAGGACACGGGCAUCUUCCACUGUGUGGCCACCAACAUUGCAAGCAUGAAGUUUAGCAGGGGAGCCAGACUUACUGUGUCAGGUUCCCAUUCUGCUGUCUACAAGGAUCCCAUGAUUCUCGUAGGCCCAGAGAAUCUGACUUUAACUGUGCACCAAACAGCUAUCCUGGAAUGCAUUGCCACUGGAAACCCUCGUCCGAUUGUUUCCUGGAGUCGACUGGAUGGGCGACCCAUUGGCGUCGAAGGGAUCCAGGUCCUCGGGACUGGCAACCUGAUGAUUUCUGACCUGACGGUGCAGCAUUCGGGGAUAUAUGUUUGUGCCGCCAACAAGCCUGGCACAAGAGUGAGACGAACAGCACAAGGGAGGCUGGUGGUGCAAGCUCCUGCAGAAUUUGUGCAACACCCUCAGUCUAUUUCUAGGCCUGUAGGAACCACUGCCAUCUUCACCUGUUUGGCUCAAGGGGAGCCUCCACCACAGAUCACCUGGUUGAAGAACGGACAGAUUCUAGAACCUACGGAGCACGUUAAGCUGAAGAACAACAACAGCACGCUCACGAUCUACAGCAUCAGCCAGGUGGACGAAGCCAUCUAUCAAUGCAUUGCAGAAAACAGUGCGGGCUCUACCCAAGCCAGCGCCAGGUUGACAGUGUUGUGGGCUGAUGGAUUGCCCGGCCCGCCCCAGAAAGUGAAAGCUGCAACAGUUUCCGCAACCACCAUCCAGGUGCUGUGGAGUGAGCCACUGCAGAACACCAAGGAAAUCAUUGGCUACGUGUUACACAUCAGGAAAGCAGCAGACCCCGUGGAGAUGGAAUACCAAGAAGCUGUCAGCAAAAAUACCUUCCAGCAGCUUGUGACUGACCUGGAACCCUCCACAAGCUACAGCUUCUAUAUAAAAGCUUAUACAUCUCGGGGGGCCAGCAAAGCAUCUGAAGUGGUGGCAGUGAGCACACUGGGAGAAGUGCCAGCAGUGCCGUCGCUUUUCAUCAAAGUUCUCAACAGCACUGCCGUUCAGGCCACGUGGGAGCCCUCCAUUAAACUGGGCCAACAUGAAGGGUUCAAACUCUACUACCGCAAAGUUCAUCUUUCCCAUUUCAGUGGCCCCGUGGUUUUGCCUGGCAACGUCAUGUCUUACAACAUUACUCAUCUUGACCCAUCUGUUGUGUAUGAAGUCAAGCUCCUUGCCUACAAUCAGCACGGCGAUGGGAACUCCACGGUCCGUUUUGUAUCCCUUCGAGAGACUGUUGAAAGAACAGGGCUGAAUCCACCAUGCAAUUGCCUGAAAGAUGAACAAACCAACAAGACAUCAGCGACUGGCAUCAUCAUUGGGAUCCACAUUGGAGUCACUUGCAUCAUCUUCUGUGUUCUCUUCCUCAUGUUUGGUUACCGAGGACGGCUGCUGAUGUGCAAAAAUGUCCAGGAGCCGCUGUCGACGCCACAGAUGCCAAGAAGUCAGAGGAACAGGACGGGCCUGGCGCUGAAUGGAUCCGCUCAGAGGGACGAUCCAGACACCAGUGGGAAGCGGCUGGACAUGAAUGAGCUGGAAAGGUUGUUCCCAGCAGCCCCGCCUUCCCCACCCGAUCCACACAAUAAAGGAAUAGCGCUGGAUCACAUUCCUCCUACCUCACAGGAUGAAACCCAGAUAUCGACCCUUCCGCCGGAUGACUUCAGCAUCAUUGAAGAGGAAAGUGACGCCUCCUUUCAAAAUCCGCACUCACAGCAGACCUCUGCUAAAUAUCCUCCAGGAAGAACCAGCUUUGAACCCAGCUCUGACCAAUGAAGGAUAAUUGCCAAGACUUCUGCCAACCAAUUUUUUUUUUCAUAUCUGGUGAUGUCUUUAAAACGACUCAUCAAUCUCAGGUCAAUUUAAGAUUUUUACAGUCUGUUUCUUUUCACGCACGUGCAUACACAUAGAGAGAGCUUUGUGGAAACUCUACAAAGUUCAUCUUUCUAACCUGCCUCAGGCGUCUUAGUACAUUCCUUCCCAUCUGGAUUUCAGCGGUUCAUCCUAGAGCUGCCGGAUCUGUGGCUUCCUCUCGGCCCCCUUGCGAGCCACCUGUUCAACACUGAAGGCAGUAAGGAUCAGUGGUGGUCUUGUUUAAUCCAUGUUGGCAGCUUCAGGAUGACGACUCUGGAGAUCCACUUUUGUAACGUGUUGAGAUGACUGGUUACGAUGGACC